Morus notabilis is the source of this 752-nucleotide messenger RNA. RefSeq names its product uclacyanin-3. Gene Ontology annotation, cellular component: plasma membrane. The transcript has 2 exons. The record is from RefSeq and is a predicted model, not a curated record. Gene Ontology annotation, molecular function: electron transfer activity. NCBI's taxonomy places the organism in Eukaryota, Viridiplantae, Streptophyta, Magnoliopsida, Rosales, Moraceae. The coding region runs from base 64 to 615 and encodes 183 amino acids.
CUUAGCCAAGUAUAUUUCUAUUUCUCUUUGUGUUGUCUUUCUACCUAAAGUACUGAGAGAGACAUGGCAGCCAUAAUGACAGCUCUUCUAGUUCUUCUGAUGGCAGCUCCGGCGGUUUACGCGGCACAGUACACUGUCGGCGACGCUUCAGGUUGGAAUUCCGGAGUGGAUUAUGCCACUUGGACUUCUGAUAAGACCUUCAGAGUUGGCGACACUCUUGUGUUCAACUACGACAGCUCCCACACAGUGGACGAAGUGAAUGAAAACGGCUAUAACGAUUGUAGCUCCGCCAAUGUUUUAAAGUCGUAUGCCGGUACGACAGCGACCAUCAAGCUGUCGAAGACGGGUACAGUGUACUUCAUAUGCCCUACUCCUGGCCAUUGCUCUGGGGGAAUGAAGCUCAAAGUGGACGUUAAGGAAGCUAGCACCCCCUCUGGAAGCCCUUCUACUACUCCAACCUCAUCGUCUCCGCCGCCUCCAUCAGGCUCAAGUUCUUCCGAAAACCCCCCGCCGCCUCCGUCCCCCAGUGGAGCAGCGAGUAUUGUUGGUAACAUGAAUCUGGUUGGGGGUUCAGUUGUGCUGCCUACCUUAUUGGUUCACUUAAUCAUGGGCUAGGGAAGAGGCAGUGCUAUAAUUUGUUUAGGCAAAUAAUUGGUGUUUUCUUUUAUUUGAAAUUGUGUGAUUUUCACAGAUGUUGACUUUAUGUACAUCAUAAUAUAUGAUUAAUUUAUGAAGGAUUAAAUUUCUGUUUA